UUCAGAAGAUGUGACCAGACACCGACAUGUUUCUGUAAAUUUUCCUGAUGCUCGGAACAGAAUCGGAGUAAACCUAGAAAACAAAAAAAUUGCAGUGAGGUGCCAGUUGUGAAGGCGAGUGCAUUAACCAUAACCUCCUUCUGUUCUACACAAUGGAGAUGGACGACUUCUUCGGAACAUCUGGGAAUUUCAACGUCAGCUCCAAGUGCCUGAUAAACAAAGACUUCACGUUCCAAUACCUGUCGGCUGUUUAUGUCGUCGUCUUCCUGGCCGGGUUCCUCGGCAACGUUUUCGGCUUGUGGAACUCCUUUCUCAACUGGAAGAAGUGGACUUCUUUGAACGUCUUCGUGCUGAACCUCGGCUUGGCCGACCUCCUCUACAUCAUCACUCUUCCGUUUUUCGUGUCGUAUUACGCCAACAAAGGAGUGUGGGUGUUUGGUUAUGAAUUCUGCCGCCUGGCUCGCUGUCUCUUUCACGUCAACAUGUACGCCAGCAUCAACUUUCUCACCUGUAUCAGUGUCCAACGCUACCUGGGCAUUGUCCACCCGAUGAAGACUUUAGGGCGAUUUAAGAACUUGCGUCCUUCGCUGUACAUCAGCCUCCUGUUGUGGGUUUGGGUGAUUAUUCAGGUUCUACCAAACCUUCUAUUUACAAACAUGGACAAAAACGACACCUACUGCCACGAUUCUGUCAUCAACGAGCAUCUACCCACCUACACGCCCUACUCCAUGGUUGUAACCGUCACCGGAUUCUUCAUACCGUUCCUCAUUAUCGUCGGCUGCUACACCCGCAUUCUUUUGGUCUUGAAAAAUAACAGAAGCGUGAAUCCCAACGUGAAAAGAAAAAGUAUCAAACUGGUCUUGAUCGUUUUGAUUUUGUUUUUUCUCUGUUUUUUCCCCUAUUACAGCUUCCGGAAUUUUAAUUUGUUCUCCAGAACGUGGCAACUGCAAGGAACAUGCACCAAGGCUCUGGAGGACCUCUACGUCACCUACCAGAUCACCAGAGGCUUGGCUUGCCUCAACAGCGCCAUAAACCCUCUUCUUUACCUAGUGACCAAUGAGAACUUUGUUUCACAGUUCCAGAAAUUGAAGAAGAAAUCCUGCUGCCACAGGUUUGUGUUCCUGGGAAGAAAUCAAGCCAACCAGGACACCAAAACCCUAGACUUUAACCUGAAGGAGCUUGAACAAGUAUCUGAAGAACGUUAA
This is a messenger RNA of Xenopus laevis (African clawed frog), 1205 nucleotides long. Its product is annotated as P2Y purinoceptor 1. Bases 153 to 1205 code for a protein of 350 amino acids. NCBI's taxonomy places the organism in Eukaryota, Metazoa, Chordata, Amphibia, Anura, Pipidae. The transcript has a single exon. The record is from RefSeq and is a predicted model, not a curated record.